Molecule: messenger RNA, 2532 nt
Organism: Poecilia latipinna (sailfin molly)
Lineage: Eukaryota; Metazoa; Chordata; Actinopteri; Cyprinodontiformes; Poeciliidae
Product: sterile alpha motif domain-containing protein 9-like
Exons: 3
Coding region: 387-1439 (350 amino acids)
Cellular component (GO): cytoplasm
Source: RefSeq, a predicted model, not a curated record
UUGCCAGGCUUUAUUAUGGAGAACUUGAAGACUACAAGGAAGCUGAAUUUUGGGCAAAAGAGGAAAUAAAACGAGACCCCAAAAAAUCCGUUAUUGCUGACACGUUGGGCCAAGUUCAUAAAAACCAUCUGAGGAACAAUAAGCUUUCAAUUGAACCAAGAGAACUGUUGCAGUUGGCCCAGAAGGCCAUUGAAGCUUUUGAGCAUGAAGAAAAACUUGCUGAAGAGGAACACAGGAAAAGUUUGACAGAAGAUGAGAAAUCUAAAGUCCUGUGGGGUUUAAACACCAGAGGGCAGUUUGGUUUCCUGCAGGUCUGUAACAUUCUCUUUGACUUACUCCUCAUCCAAAAUAAGACUUGGAAGGAAGUGCUUACAAAGAAUGUGCCGAUGGGCUCAGUCCUGGAAUCACUGGGAGACAACAAACUCUUUAGGUUCAGGGACCUCAUAGAGAAUCUCAGGAAGAAAGUUGAGAAAAAAAUGGAAUUCUUCGACACCUUCCUCAUUUAUUCACAGUCUGUCCUGAGAAAAGACAAAGCUUAUGUUUCUAGAGAAGCUUCAGCAUGCUACAAAAAGUAUGUUGGAGACUCUGUCCCUGAACACAAUGACAGACUCCAACAGACUUUCCAAAAACUGAAGCAGAAACUGGCCAUCACCUCUGCUGGGGUCCUCUCAUGUCUAGACCGAACAUGCACCUCACACAUUGAAUAUAUCAUAGAGUGGUGGAGGGAAAUUUCACAAGGAAAAAACUCAAAUACUGAUGCUUUUGUCAACUUUGUACUUGCAACGAUCAUGCUUGCAAACAAAAACAAGCCAAUAUCCAGUUAUGAUUAUAAAAAUGCUUUAAAGCUAAGAAAGCCACCGUCCUCUGUCACACAAGCAGAAUAUCAUCUUCUCUCUCUGCUUCUGUCUUGGCCUACAAAUGAAGACAAACCAGUUCCUGAUCUCUAUCAGUUAAUAAAAAGUGCAAGUCAUGCUUAUGAGCGAGAAUACAAGACGAUGUUUAGAUCAAGAUACCUCCGACCUCUGUUUUUUCUUGGACCAGGCGUAAGCUUGAACAGAUUUGUUCACCGACGGGUUCUUGAGAUCUUGUGGACCAAAGAUGCACUGCAAGAAUCAAACACAAACUGGAAGAAUGAGAGCAUCUUCAGAGAUUCCAUAGUUGAAGAACGCCUUCUCAAAGUUGAAGGAGCGGUGCGAAACUACAGAGUCUAUGCAAGAUUCAGAGGCACCGAAGUUGAGGUAGACGCAAACCGAAGGGAUUGUCUCUGCAGAUCAGGUCAUGUCUCCUUCUACCUUGGAUUUACCAUCAAAGGUCCAGUAGCCUUCAGCAUUCGGAGAAGAGAACUGGUGACCGAGGGAGACCAAAAAAUAAAAACCCCUGAUGCAAGCAGCAAUGGAAUGACUGAAACAGGACAGAAGCAAGGUGCUGAUGUGGUCUAGUUAAAGACCAGAGAUGAGCCUGAGAGGACUGUAGUGGGAACGAAGUCCGAAAUCUGUGAAUGAAUGGACACAAAGUUAGAAAGAAGAGCGUGAAUACAUUUCACUGUUACUUUACGUGACACUGCAAUGAUGUCUCUUAAAGGUGGUUAUGCAAUGCACUGAGUUUUGUAUUGUUUGUGAUUUGUUUUUUGUGAAAUAAUUACUCAAAAAGAUGUCAUGAUUUACGUUACAUGGAAGACUGUUUUGUUUUGGGUCUUGGGGAGGAUUUUCUUAAAUGUAUUUUUUAUUAUUACAACAGAGAAAAAAAGAGGUACUCACAUUUUUAUAUUGUCCUAAUAUCAUUUCCCAAAUACAUCUACUUCUUUUACCAAAUGUUCAGUAUUAUUAUUAAUUGAAUUUGCCUAUUGUAUUGACCCAUGUUUUUUUUUUACAUACAUGCAAAGCUAGUGCAAAUCUUUGUUAUAUCUUUGUAUUCUGUUUCAUUUAGAUUUUUUACUACAUCAAGCUCGUAAACUUGUGUAAUGACACUAACAUGUUUUCUGACACGUAAAGCCAAAAACACCUCUGUCCAUAAAAAUGAAAGCAGAACUUAUAAUCAUUUAAACACUAUUCAUUUCUUCCAUGAAAAUGUAAACAUUUCACCAGACACUUGAGCAGCAGGCUACCGUUACCGCUCAUUAAAACAGAUUCAUUUCUCCUGGAGAGCAAGUCAAUUAAAAACACUCAUUUAAUGUAUGCUGUAUGCCUUUAAUAUAUGACAGAGUACACUAAUAAAAGUGUGAAAAAUAACUGAUUUCCUGUUUAUCUUAUAAAUGUGUGAUAAAAUAUAAUUGAUUACUAAAACACACAAUCAACCUUCUAUGGUUGAUGGUGUGCAGUGAUUCAUGCAAAAGGAGACUCAACCAACCAACACUGUUCAACACAGUGUUACACUCACACAAUUACACUUGUAACCAGAGUUCCCACCUGCCUCAGUGGUUGUCUUAAGUAAAACAGUACAAAAAUAAAGUCAAAGAGCUUCAAACCUCUUUAAAAAACCUCGAGAGGGACUCAAAACUGCAGGUUGAGAAGAUUGAAGCAGAAAAAAAGGCAA